ACAUUGCCAGCAGCGGCAGGAUUACCGUAAAUUUUUCUCGUUUUUACCAAAAUGCCGAAAGUUGUGUCCCGAAGUAUCGUUUGUUCCGAUUCAAAGGACAAAGAAGAGUACAACGAAACUGGUCCACUGAAUAUUUACUACUGUCUCUGCGGACAAAUGAGUUUAAUUCUAGAUUGUACUUUGGAAAAAUUACCUCUCCGCCAGCUGGACGGUGCGCGGGUGAUCGAUAGCACCCGUCACGCGAACAAAGUGAAUGCCGACCCAAGUGAAACCAUUUUUAUACAGCGCGAAGCUGGCAUUGAGAAGCAGCACCGGUUCAAAUGCAAAAAAUGUGGACUCCCGCUUUACUAUCGGCACUCGAACGAUCCACAGGUAACGUUCGUGAUACGCCGGGCGCUGGUGAAGUGUAAGAGUGAGGCAAAAAUAUCGGAAAUAAUCAAAACUCCCAGCGCAAGCCUUAAUCCGGCCCUCGAGCCGAAAAAAGUUAUGGUCACCAAGCACACAAAGAACAUGGGCAAGUUUAGCUCCGUCACUGUUUCCACCAUCGAUGAGGAGGAGGAUGAAAUUGAAGCGCGUGAGGUGGCGGACAGCUACGCAAAUAAUGCACGAAUCAUCGAAAAGCAGCUGGAACGAAAAGGUGGCAAAACGAAUGAAGAUGUGCUGAAGGAAAAGAUUGAACCACCACCAGCUAAAAAGACUCGUGGCACACUUCUCGAUACUUAAUUGCUUCGAUCAUGUUUAUCUGCAGAAUAAAUGGUCUAAUG
This is a messenger RNA of Anopheles coustani, 764 nucleotides long. Its product is annotated as STING ER exit protein. The record is from RefSeq and is a predicted model, not a curated record. Bases 52 to 723 code for a protein of 223 amino acids. The transcript is spliced from 2 exons. Lineage: Eukaryota; Metazoa; Arthropoda; Insecta; Diptera; Culicidae.